CAUAUAUGCAUUUGAUAUAUAGGGAAAAAAAGAAGAAAUAGCACAGACAUCAGUUAUAAUUUGUAACCUCAAAAAAAUGCUGAGUUUCAGUUUUCCGCCGAAGGUACUCGUGAACAAGCUUGUCUAAAGGUUGCUUAUAUAUUUUGCCAUGUGAUCAGCUGUUUAUUUAUUGCAUUAUUCAAUGUCGGUAUACACGCAUCAAAAUAUGGAAGUUAAAACACGGACUCAGAGAACAAAAGGAAAAAUGAAUUCUCAUAAAUUGAAGGACGAAAUUCGAAAAUUGUAUUCUAGAUUGGAAAAACUUGCACAACUGGACGAAUUUAAAGAUAAUCAAGAGAGCGUUAAAGAGAUAUAUGGAGAUUUUGAAAGUUUUUUCGAGGCAAGUGGAUUGGCUAAACAGAUCAAGAACAAAUUUAUGCUUUUGUUUGGUAAAGAUAUACUCGAGGGCACAUUUACUGUUACAUUCGAGGGCAAAUUAACUGAAACAUUUAUGGCUAAAGGAUCUCUGCCGGAACUGACGGACAAACGUCAAAUUAAUGGCGACACCAUUUUGUUUCGAGCUAUGACAAUCAAUGUCAAAUCUAAAGAGGGAAUAACAACUCUUGACAAGAUCAUCAAAUUACUAAUACAGACAUGCCCAGAGCUGAUUGUGUUUCCAAAAAGCAAUGAUGGUUAUGAAGGUUUAACACCAGUCCAUCUUGCAAUACUAAAUGAAAAUUUAAGCAUCUUAGAGUCAAUGUGUAACAGUUUGUUAACUGUCCAUGAUUCCAGACCACUUAGAAAAAAAAUGCAAGGCCUAUGUGUUUUUGGGCAAAUUUCUAAUGCUUCUCCGAUGAUGGCGGGUACACCUCUUGGUGUUGCAGCUCUUAAAUGUAAUGAGGACAUUUUCAAGUUCACGUUUUCGAAUUUCGCUACAGGUUUAGAUGUUACGAAUGACAAAGGAGACUCUAUUCUACAUUCACUCAUCAAGCAUGCUUGCGUACGGCCGGAGAAACUCGAUGAUAUUCAGAGAAUGUUUAGUUAUGUUUUGCAGUGCAAAUUUGAUGAUAACAAUGUAAAACGGAAACAUAAAAAACAGGCACGCAAACUUCUUAUGUUGAAAAACAAAGAAAAUUUAAAUGUGAUGCAACUGGCUGCAAGAGAACAACAGUUUGGAAUAUUUGAAAUUAUUAUGAAAAACGAGAUUUACUAUUCAAGAGGAUCCUCCGAUGGCCUUUACAAUGAUGAAGUAUAUGAUGUAACAGAAAUAGAAACCCUGAGUUUUGUUGGAAUGGGCCCUGAAGAUCUGGAAGAUCUGAAACCAGACCACCACGAGUCAAUUAUGGAGUACAUAGUCCACCAGGAAACAAACGCCGCCUUUCUUUUUGUCGAUUUUAUUCCCGUACAAGGUGUGAUUCGACAGAAAUGGAAGUAUUACAAGAUAUGGUUCCGUGGAUGGUUUCUUCUCCAUCUUUUUUACAUGUCCCUGCUAUCUGUUGCUUCUCUAAAUAGAUCUAAACUAUCAGGACCUGUAUCAAUAAGCAAAAACGCUGAAUUUGCAUACAACGUUACACGACAUGUAUUCGUUACUUUUGUUUCCGUAUUUGGGUUACUGUUAGGUUUGGUAUACCUUGCCAUGGAGAUAGCGCGACAGCUCAACUCACGUUUUCAAUAUCGGACAUCAAAGUUUUUCAUUCCACGAUUUUUCCGGCAUUUCAAUACGCCAUAUUCAAAUAUGAUUUUUAGAAUACAUUUUGGUAUAUUUUCUCUUUUGCUGAUCAUAGAUUUCGUUCUUGCUUCAACUGAAGCUUCUGGCUCCUUUACAGGAUAUGAAAAUUAUUGCCUGAUCUUUGCUGUGAUUAUUGGCUGGUAUUUAGUCAUGUUCUUUCUGCAAACAUAUACGGCAUUCAGCAUAUUUACUGUCUUGAUACAGAAAGCAAUUUUAGAUAUGUCUAAAUUUGCUUUAGUUAUUACAUUCUUUCUCGUGGCAUUCUCUGUAGCAAUGUACAUGAUAAUGCAAGGGGCGAAUACAGAGGAAGACGACUUCAACUACUUUAGUACAACAAUGCUUAAAAUGUUGACCAUCAUGCUUGGCAUUGGAGAACUUGGAAUUUUGUUUGAAGCUCGACACCCUUAUCUAGCAAUUUUUGUCUUUGUUCUGUUUGUCUUGCUUACAACAAUUCUCCUUCUAAAUGCCUUGAUCGCCAUUAUGUCAAAUUCGUGCACAGAUCUUAUGAAUAACUAUGGAGGAUUGGUCGCGACAAAGCUUCACUGUCGCCUGCAAAAAUUGUCACUUAUUUUGUUUCUUGAAGGGUUCCUUCCCUGUUUUUUAUGUAAAAAUGUUGGAAUUAUAAGUUGUAGUUACAGAGUUGUAAAUAGUAAAAGGAAGUCCCUCACAAUGAGGCGAUUAUGGGUUAGAAAGUCAGUACACGACACUAACUACACAACACCUACACAUUCGAAAGGAAAUAACAGUAGCGUUAAUAUUAGCAAAUGAAAUCAAUGAAAUCAGACGUCGAAUAAAUACAACAUCGUUAAAUAGCUAAGGAUAUAUUCAAUAAUAAUUAUUGUGCUGUUUAAAGUUAGUAUUUUAUAGUGUUUAAUUUGUGUACUUAGAAAUAAUAUAGAAAUAAUUAAACGAUUAAGGUGUUUUUAUUUUUGACAAACUGAAUUUUUGAAUACUUCUAGAUUUGUUUCCAGAAAAACAGUUUUGUAAGUGAAUGUAAGCAUCAUUCAGUUUAAAAGUGACUUUUCGUGUGCGUGUUUUUUGUUGUUUUUUUAUCUUAGCAACAAACACUUCAAAAGGUUUCCAAAGGAUUUAUGAUUAUAUCAUUAGUCAGAUAAUUAAUACAUACUUUUAGGUGUGUAAAUAUUUCAUGAUUUUUCGACUGAUAUAAGAUUUAUCUGCUAUAGUAUUUCUGGUGAUUUUGGUUAGUAUAUA
Messenger RNA from Ruditapes philippinarum (Manila clam), 2920 nucleotides. Its product is annotated as transient receptor potential cation channel subfamily V member 3-like. The transcript has 2 exons. Gene Ontology annotation, cellular component: membrane. The coding region runs from base 182 to 2476 and encodes 764 amino acids. Gene Ontology annotation, biological process: calcium ion import across plasma membrane. Gene Ontology annotation, molecular function: calcium channel activity. The record is from RefSeq and is a predicted model, not a curated record. NCBI's taxonomy places the organism in Eukaryota, Metazoa, Mollusca, Bivalvia, Venerida, Veneridae.